Naegleria lovaniensis is the source of this 1026-nucleotide messenger RNA. RefSeq lists its product as uncharacterized. The transcript is spliced from 2 exons. The coding region runs from base 1 to 1026 and encodes 341 amino acids. The record is from RefSeq and is a predicted model, not a curated record. Gene Ontology annotation, cellular component: VCP-NPL4-UFD1 AAA ATPase complex. NCBI's taxonomy places the organism in Eukaryota, Heterolobosea, Eutetramitea, Acrasida, Naegleriidae. Gene Ontology annotation, molecular function: polyubiquitin modification-dependent protein binding.
AUGAACAACUAUUUCCAAGGAGUGCGGAUUGACAUUUUCAAAAGGCCCUAUCGAGUUUACACUGGAGCGUUUUGUGGAAAGCCUCAACUCGAUGAAGGAGGUAAAAUUAUGUUGCCAGCUUCUGCUUUAGAUGAGUUGGCUAGACUGAAUAUUGUUUAUCCAAUGCUUUUUAAGAUAUCUAAUCCAAAGAAGAAAAAGUACACCCACUGUGGCGUUUUGGAAUUUAGUGCAGAGGAAGGAAGAGCAUACAUUCCGUUCUGGAUGCAAGAAUAUUUACAGUUAGCUCCUGGCUCUCUUGUAAAUAUUGAAAGUGCUACUUUGCCAAAGGGAACAUUUGUAAAAAUCAGACCACAACAGAAGGCUUUCAUUGAAAUAUCCGAUCCAAAAGCUGUAUUGGAAAAACAAUUAAGAAACUUUUCAUGUCUCUCACGAGGCGAUACCAUCAUCAUAGCUUACAACAACAAACAAUUCUUUAUUGAUAUUGUGGCUGUUGCAAGUGCUAGUGGAGACUGUGAAGCCGUCAGUAUUGUAGAAACCGAUGUAAAAGUAGAAUUCGAACGACCAGCAGAUAUGCCUCCUUCACCUAUCAAUCCUCAAACUCCAUCUGCUGAUGAAUUAUUCAAAGUGAAACCUCCUUCUCAACAACCACCAACGGCUCAACCAACAAAAGAAGAACCAAAGGAAGUGCCAAAAUUCACAGGUGUUGGACGCAGAUUGGAUGGCAAGGGUGCUUCUUCCUCGUCACAAUCUUCUUCUUCAUCCACACAAACCAGUACGACAUCCUCUUCAACAACAACAACAACUAAACCUGCUGCUGUCUCUUCUUCGUCUCCCUCAACUACUCCACCUUCGAACGGAACGUCUCUCAACACUUCUGGACUCGUUGUUGGAAGAAAAAGAAAAACCUAUGGCGAAGAGGACAAGAACAAACAGGCUGGAACUUCUGCAAGCAGCAACCCAACAACCGAAAAGAAAGACGAAAACAAGUUUAAGGCAUUUUCGGGACAAGGUAGAUCUUUGAAAUAA